AUGAGCGUAACGGCCGCCACAGCUCCAGGGAGGCCUUCUAACACAAAGACUUCGAACGUCAUCACCUCGUCCUCGUCUCUGAACUUGAACUCGAUAUUCGACACCACCAGCCCGAGCGGCGGUUCUGGUGCAGCCCUGGUAACGCCUGCACCGCCGAGACGGCCCCUCGGCAAUGGACGAAACACGAACUCCUCUUCGGGGGCAAGGCACAGGCCGACUCCGGGCACGGCCAGUACGGACCCACUCUCCAAAUCUGUGGUCGUCGCACUGGUCGAGGGACGCGGACUGGCCAGAGGCGAGAUCGGCAUGGCAUCGUUCGACAUCAGGAAUCCGGAGUUGGUCUUGGCGCAGUUCCCUGACAACAGGAUGUACACCAACACCCUCAUGAAGCUUCAAGUGCUCGACCCUCACGAGAUCCUCCUGCCCAAGACACUUUUCGAGGCCAACACGAUGCCCCAGCUCAUAAAUCAGCUGAAGCAGGACAUGCCAUCCAUCAACGUCACCAGCCUGCCACGCAAGCUGUUCAAUGAAAACCUGGGCAUCCAAUACGUCCGGCAGCUCUGUGUGCCCGAGUACAGCUCAGUUGAAACCGAAGUCGUCAACAAGUACUAUGCCCUGUCUGCCACAGCUGCACUUGUCCAUUACGUGGAGGUGAUGCAAAACGUCGCUUGCACAGCUCACUCCAUCAAAGUCGUCUUCAGCACUGGCGAGGGAGUUGCUCGGAUCGACUCAACCACGAUGCACGACCUGGAGCUACUGACCAACACCGUGGAUCCCAGGAGUUCGGUGUCUCUGUUUGGUGUGCUGAACCACGCCAAGACACCCGGCGGGUUAAGGCUCCUGCGUGUGAACAUGCUUCAGCCUCCGUGUGACUUGGACACCAUUGUGCUGCGUCAGAAGGCGGUGCAGCAGAUCCUCGACAGUGAAGAGUUUUUCUACAACUUCCAGUUCCUGCUGGCCAAGUUUGCAGACAUGGAGGCGCUCCUGGCACAGCUAGUGCAGGUGCCACGCAUAGAGACCCUGCGCACCAUGGAGGCGGCCGUGCACAACUGCGUCUGCCUCAAGCACAUCCUCGAGCAUGUCGAGCCGCUGCGCAUCGUGCUCAACAAGUGUCAGGACACCCUGCUGGGGACAUAUGCAUCAUACAUCACUGAUGUCCGGUACAGCGAAAUGCACAAGAGCAUAUGCACGGUGAUAAGGCAAGACGUUGUUUACCAGAAGGGCGUGUGGAACCGGGUCUUGCAGCUCUGCUUCAGCAUAAAGCCUGAAGUCAAUGGCCUUCUCGACAUAGCCCGAAGGACAUACGCGGAAGUCCAAGAUGAUAUUCACGAGAUGGUCGAGAAAGACAUGGCGCUGGAGUCCGCGCUGCCACUCAAGGUGGCCUACUCCCAGCUCCGUGGCUUCUACAUUCAGAUGAACUACACGGGCUGCAUUCCUGACCUUCCAGACAAGUUCAUCAAGGUUUCCGUCACCAAGACUACCAUCUCAUUCACCACUGACAGCCUGUGGGAGCACUCAAGUGUGCCCCAGCAAACCACCUCAGAAGGUCGACGGCGUCCAUCACCUGGCUUGGCGUGGGCAGGGGAGCUUCGACAGUAUCCAGAUCAUAGAGCCAGAGAAGCCAUGCACGAAAUUGCCCGCCUAAGCUGGAGUGUCUUGACUUCCGUUCUCCACGACAUUGUCGCAAGCAUUGGCUGCCUCUACAAGCUCGCCGAAGUGGUCUCCAACGUCGACUUCCUCCUUUCGCUGGCGGAGGCAUGCACGCUCUCCGACUACGUUCGUCCGGAGUUCACCGACACCCUGUGCAUCAUUGAAGGCCGUCACCCUGUGCUGGAAAAAGUGGGCAUGCGCACUUUCAUCCCGAACGACACGUUUGCAAGCUCGCACCACAAUUGCAACAUCAUUACUGGUCCAAACAUGAGCGGCAAGUCCACCUACCUGAAGCAGGUGGCGGCCCUACAAGUGAUGGCCCAGCUGGGUUCCUUCGUGCCUGCCAAGUACGCGUCGUUUCGCAUCGCCGACCAGAUCUUCGCACGCACGGGACACCGGGAUGACAUCGAGACCAACUGCUCCACUUUCCUCAUGGAGAUGCGGGAGAUCAACUACAUCCUGCAGAACUUCACCGACAGCUCGCUCGUCAUCAUCGACGAACUUGGACGAGGUACCAGCGAAGAGGAAGGUUCGGCGAUGUGCGUCGCCAUAACCGAGAAGCUCAUCAACUCCGACGCUUUUGUGAUUGUUGCCACUCACUUCGACCUGAUGACGCAGCUGGAAUCUAUGUACCCCAACGUCAUAAAGCAAGUACCUUCAUCCUUGCAGUUGCUUAUAGCCUCAAACCUGUUCUCAUAA
Messenger RNA from Rhipicephalus sanguineus (brown dog tick), 2349 nucleotides. Its product is annotated as mutS protein homolog 4-like. The record is from RefSeq and is a predicted model, not a curated record. Gene Ontology annotation, biological process: reciprocal meiotic recombination; mismatch repair. Gene Ontology annotation, cellular component: nucleus. NCBI's taxonomy places the organism in Eukaryota, Metazoa, Arthropoda, Arachnida, Ixodida, Ixodidae. Bases 1 to 2349 code for a protein of 782 amino acids. The transcript has 19 exons. Gene Ontology annotation, molecular function: ATP-dependent DNA damage sensor activity; mismatched DNA binding; ATP binding.